Lymnaea stagnalis (great pond snail) is the source of this 1026-nucleotide messenger RNA. The record is from the annotation of a GenBank genome assembly. Lineage: Eukaryota; Metazoa; Mollusca; Gastropoda; Lymnaeidae.
ACCAUCAGGAACGCGACUUUCGUUGACCCACUCGUCAGUCAGUACGAGUUCAUGAUCUGGAUAGCUUACUACACGUGUGUCGACAUGGUCUUGUGUGUGGUAGGGAUCAUCGCCAACGUCAUCAAUAUCACCACUUUCUCGGCCAUGGGCGUCGACGACGGCAUCACGGUCGCCUUUGUGUUCCUCUCGUCGUCAGAACUCCUCUGUUGCUUAGCGGCGCUUGGACAAAAACUGGCCAUGGCGUUUUGGGUCGUCGAAAUGGUGACAGAUUACAGCACAUGGUUCGCCAUACACCCGUACGUCUUCAACUCGUUCUUCGGCCACACGCGCCACUGCAUUGUCGCGAUACCGGAGUUGAUCACCACGUACCUCGCCGUGGUGAAAUGCAUGUGCGUGACCCGGCCUUUCACCUUCCCCAGCUUUUUCACGUUGAACAAAACCCUGUGGGCGAUGAAAGCGAUUUGUGUUUUCUCCGUGGCGAGCUACGUCCCGCUGUUCGCCUGCAUGGGAACCGCCGACGAGCUCGACCCGGCCGUGAACGCGACCCGGCGCAUGCUGUGGUUCGCUCCGUACCGUGACAUUGUCAAGGUCAUGGUGUGGAGCGGAAGAGACGCAUUCUUGGCCUUUGCGUCCCAAUCCAUCAUCCUAAUCAGCGUCGUCUUCAUGGCCAGAGCGUUAAGCGAGGCGGCCAAACUGCGGGAGAGGCUGAGAUCUGGGACGUACGCCGAGGAUGUGCCAGAGGCUUCGAGGCAGUCUCCGACAGGUGCCCGGAAAUCGGGCGGCGGUGCCCUGAGUGCCAAGGAACUGCAGAUCGUCAAGCAGAUCGUGCUCAUCUCAGUGUUUUACGUCAUAGGCACCAUCCCAAAGAUGGCCGUGCUGCUGGCGUACGCCACGGUGUCAGAGUUCACUCAAGGGGGCGUCUAUCAAAAUGUGUACAUCGUCGCCUCGAAAGGGAGUGAGUCUUCCGAGCUGAUUUUGUCCAUUGUGAACAUAUUCAUCUAUUACAGGUACAACUCCAAAUUCAGG